Messenger RNA from Clarias gariepinus (North African catfish), 3095 nucleotides. RefSeq names its product small glutamine rich tetratricopeptide repeat co-chaperone beta (gene sgtb). Gene Ontology annotation, molecular function: protein binding; molecular adaptor activity. The transcript is spliced from 11 exons. NCBI's taxonomy places the organism in Eukaryota, Metazoa, Chordata, Actinopteri, Siluriformes, Clariidae. The record is from RefSeq and is a predicted model, not a curated record. Bases 67 to 993 code for a protein of 308 amino acids. Gene Ontology annotation, cellular component: TRC complex; membrane. Gene Ontology annotation, biological process: post-translational protein targeting to endoplasmic reticulum membrane.
AGGAUGGAAACAUGAGUAGUGACGUCACAUGAGUGCAUCACGUGUUCGGGGUCAGAAGUGUUCAGCAUGGCGGUGGAGAAGCGCUUGGCGUAUUCCAUCGUGCAGUUCCUCCGAGAGCAGACGCGCUCAGGGUCACUCGGCUCCGACGAGCAGGAGAGUCUGGAAGUGGCGAUACAGUGUUUAGAGACGACGUUUAAGAUCAGCUCCAGUGACGGCCAGCUCGCGGCUCCUCAACCUCUCAGGGAGAUCUUCCUUAAUGCCCUUCUCAAGAACGACAUCAUGGGGUCACAGGAGACGUCUGCGCCUGCGUCUGCGGAGGACAUGGAGCGCGCCGAGCAGCUGAAAAACGAAGGGAACAACCACAUGAAGGAGGAGAACUACAGCUGCGCGCUCGACUGUUACACAAAGGCCGUCCAUCUGGACCAAAGAAAUGCAGUUUACUUCUGUAACAGGGCUGCGGCGCAAAGCAAACUGGGAAAUUACACGGAAGCGAUCGGAGACUGCGAGCGCGCCAUCGCUAUCGAUCCCACAUACAGUAAAGCGUACGGACGCAUGGGCUUGGCGCUGGCGGCCACGAGCAAGUUCCCGGAGGCCAUCACUUACUUUAAGAAGGCGCUGGUACUGGACCCGGAAAACGACACGUACAAAUCCAACCUGAAGACGGCCGAGCAGAAAAAGAGAGAAUCCUCAGGUUCUACGGUGUCCAGACUGGGCUUCGACAUGGCCAGCCUCAUUAACAACCCGGCGUUCAUUAGCAUGGCUGCCAGCGUGAUGCAGAACCAGCAGGUCCAGCAGCUGAUGUCGGGCAUGAUGUCUAACGCAGUGGGAGGUCCAGCAGCCGGAGUCGGGGGAAUGUCUGAUCUCUCCAGUCUUAUUGAAGCCGGUCAGCAGUUCGCUCAGCAGAUUCAGCAGCAGAACCCCGAGCUGAUAGAACAGUUGAGGAACCACAUCCGCAGCCAGUCGUUCAGCGGCAGUCCUGAGGAACGCUCCUGAUCCUGAGAGGAGAGAGAGAGAGAGAGGGCGUGGCACUUUACCUGGACGUGAGCGCACGGAUGUACAGACUUUUACACUACACGACUUUCCUCAUUAACCCAUCAUCAGUGUGAGCUCAUAGGGUUCUCGAGUUCUCCAGGUUCCCACUUAGACGUGGUGUUCAUUCCAGCUGUGUCUAAUCUCACCGUCCCAUCUGUAAUAAAAAGCAGGAUUCUGACCAAUCACAGGCGGCCUGUUAGGGUCAACCAGUAGGGUCAUGACGAGAAGAAAAGCAUGUGAUUGGAUGUUGACGCACCAUGUGACUUACACGUAAACACACGUUUUUAUUGGCUGAGGUUUUCCUUUUCCUGCUUCUAUUCUUUGUAAAGAGUGAAUUAAAGGUGCAGUGUGUAAAGUUUAAAACUCUGCUGUAAUAAUCACAUCCUGUUACUGAGUCCUUCAGUGUACAGUCUACGGCAAUGCAUUGUGGGAUAAAAACUAUUCACCUUUAGCCGCAAAAUAGAAAAGAAACUCCAGAAAUAGUGCACUAGGUAGUGAGCAGGGGGAGUGUCUCUACAGACCUUAUAAUGUACAUACGGACAUGACCAGGAUUCUGUUUUUCAUUUCAGGAUUGUUUAUAUUUUUUGUGCCUCUGGAAUUAGCCCCGCCCCCGACCAAUGACAGACAUUUAGAUUUAUUUAUUUUUAAAUAAAAGGAAACUUAAGAAUCAUAUAGGAGUGAACUGGGAGGAACUAAGAGAGUUAUGUUCAGUGCAGUUCCUUACACACUCAGCAGGGGGCGCUGUACAUAUUACAGACUGACGCUUUAAUGAUGAGAUGUGACUGCACAGGGCAGUGAGUGUGAAGGUUAGUAUGGGUGUAAAGAGCUUUCAGCUCAUACUGCAGUGUGUGUGUGUGUGUGUGUGUGUGUGUUAAUUCUCCAUUCAUCUCAAGUCAGUGUGUUUCUCACCUGCUGAUAAUCUACAGCUCUGUAGGUUCUGUGUUCUAGUGUUCGAACAUUAACACAGUGAUUCACACAAACCUGCUCCUGCACUCACUUUGAGAUUCUGCUCCAACACACACACACACACACACACACACACACACACACACGCAGAGCUCAGGAAGGACACUAAUGCGCUGUUUAAUCAGGUCAGUGUGUUGGAGCGGGAACAGAAGUGACUGGAUCAUGUGUGGGUCGACCCCCAGGAGGCGCUGUUUGAUCAGUGAGCGUCUAAUUUACACAUUUCCUCUACAGAACCACGCUGAUAUAUUAAAAAUAAAUAAAAUAAAUGUAACGAGAUGACGGUUAGUGAGGUAGACCUUAUUGUCCUGCAGUAUUUACACCAAUCAGCCACAACAUUAACACCAGGUGAAGUGAUUAACACCCUGAUUAUCAGUUACACUGUUGAGAGGAUCAGGGGCACCACAGGCCCGCCCAGAGACCCACCUACAGGCCCGCCCAGAGACCCACCUACAGGCCCGCCCAGAGACCCACCUACAGGCCCGCCCAGAGACCCACCUACAGGCCCGCCCGUCCAGAGCCGCCUCGGUGACACGGGUGGAACCCAAACCCUGGGUGGUUUUAAUGUUCUGGCUGAUUAAAGUGAAUCAAACACAGACAGAAAUGUGAAGGACGGCCUCACGUUCACUCGCGACAGUUUAUGAUCUUUUUAAGAUUUUCCCAUCAAACACAUUCUCUUUCCUGUCUUUCUUUUUUUCUCUGCUUUAUUCUACCAUUCUAUAAUUCCUCUUUUUCAGUUUUUCUCCUGUUCCUUUCCCUAAAUCUCACACUUCCCUUUCUCUCCGCACUCAUUCCCUUCUUCCUGUGAUUUCCUCCAGUAUUUUUUCUUUUUCUUACUUUUUUAGUCUGUUCUUCUUUUUUAUACAUAUAAUUUUUCUCCUCUGUUCCUCUUCUGCUGUUUCUUCUCUGUCUCUCUCUACACCUUUCUGUCCCCUCACCCGCCGCGUGCAGGAGGAGCGCUGUUGCUCUCACUGUGUUAAUGAAGCAGUCGUUCUGUGCUUUAUGUUCAGUUUCAGAAGAGGAACGCUGUGUGUGUGUGUGUGUGUGUGUGUGUUCAGAGUGCUCUGUGUACAGGAUGGGAGAUUUACAGGACCUUUCCU